Messenger RNA from Closterium sp. NIES-65, 2358 nucleotides. The record is from the annotation of a GenBank genome assembly. NCBI's taxonomy places the organism in Eukaryota, Viridiplantae, Streptophyta, Zygnematophyceae, Desmidiales, Closteriaceae.
AUGGCUCCUCGGGGGUUGUGUCAUGGCUGUUGGGAUGAGGGACAUGCAUGGCAGCGAUGUCCUCAUCGACCUAAGGGAGGCAUUCCGGCAUUCUUAAAGCGGGGGGGUCGUGGGUCCAACGGCAAGGCACAGGUGGCGGAUGAGGAGGAGCAGGAUGACAAGGCAGAGGCAGUGGUUGGAGAAGCAGUUGCAGCAGUGGGAGAGGAGCAGCCGCGAGAGGGGUGGUGGAUUGACAGUGGGGCCAGCCACAACUUUACUCCUUAUGCAUCGGACUUCAAAAGUAAGCUUCAACCACCAGAGGUUCGGGGAGUUAGAUUGGGAGAUGGACGGGUGGUGAAAGCUGUUGGCAUGGGUGAGGUGCCAGUGGUUGGUGCUGGAGGUCAGCUGCUGAGGAUUCAAAAGGUCCACCUUGUGCCUGAGAUGCACACGCGUCUGCUGUCAGUCCCACACCUCACCUCUCGAGAUGUCAUUGUCACAUUCAAAGGCAAGAGAUGUGUCCUUCAAUGGGGGGAGCGGGUGUUGGCGAUUGGAGAAAAGGAGAGGGGAAGGGACCAUGGAUUGUCGGCUCGGAAGCCGUUUCCCCAUGAGGCGUCUCGGGCACUUGGGCCUUUGGAUGAGGUCCACAUGGAUUUGUGGGGGCCGGUGCGCACACCAUCACUGGGAGGAGCGGUGUAUGUCCUCAGUCUCAUUGACGACUUCACCAGACGAGUUUGGUCGUUCCCCCUCCCCAACAAGGAAUCGGCCAUAGUUGCAAAAGUCCUUCGCCAGUGGCAUAAGGACGUGGAGUUGGAGUGUGGGCGGAAGCUGAAGGCUGUUCGCUCGGACAGGGGUGGCGAGCUCUUGGGGGAAGCUGUAAAAGCAUGGAAGGCGGAGUUUGGCAUUAAAACUCAAUUGAGCGUCGCAGAUACACUGCAACAGAAUGGGGUUGUGGAGAGGUGGCACAGGACGAUGGCAGAGGGGAUUCGCACAUUGUUGGUCGACAGUGGUCUCCUUGCUCGCUUGUGGGGUGAAGCAUUGAUGUGGGUCGUGUGGGUUAAGAACAGGGUCACCCACAGUGCUUUGCCUGCCUCCAUCACACCAAUGGAGGCGUGGUCCGGCCAGAAGCCGCAUGUGGGCAUGGCUCGGAUUUGGGGUUGCAUGGGGAGUGUCAUGUUGCAUGGGCAUGAGAAGGGUGGCAAGCUUGAUGCACGGGCUGUCAUGUGUGUCUGUGUUGGGGUGGACAUGGAGAGCAAGGGUUGGCGCAUGCUGGACCCUUCUAUCAUGCGCAUUCGCAUUGCUUGGGAUGUUGAUUUCCUUAAGAAUGUGAUGUGGAAGGAUUGGGACAAGGCAAAGGAAUUUGGGGAGCUUCUGCAGGAUGCAGUUGCAAUUUCCCAACUCCUCCCUCUUCCACUCUCGCCACCUUUAGCAACGGCUGACGACGUUGAGAUGCCACUUUCACCACUGCCACCGGCACCGCUGAGUGUGUCGGUGCAGCAGCAGCCCACCCCUCUGCAGCAGCUCAGUGGCCCCUCGGUCAUUCAGCGGAGAUCCGCUACACAGGCUACUUCCUCUUCCUCCUCCUCUGGUCAGCGCUCUAUCCCUCUCUCUACGGGUGCCCCUCCGUCACCAGCGACUACCUCCCCACCACCGGUUACGGGUUUGCAGGUGCUUGGUAUCCAGUCUAGUACAGGUGGUGAGGAGGUAGGGGAGGAUGCUGGUGUGGUUGAGGGCAUGCUAUGUUUGGCCAGGGAGGUGGAAGGUGUUGCACUGGCAGGUGUGAGCACAGGUGAUGUCCCACGCACACUCGCUGAGGUCCUGCGUGGCCCUGAGGGCCCUGCGUGGAAGGCAGGCGCUGAGAAGGAGGUAAAUGCAAUGCGCACUAUGGGUGUCAAGGAGGUGCUUGCUCAGAGGUACCAGAUGAAGGAUCUAGGUGAGGUAUCCAUGUACCUUGGUGUGGAGGUUCGCAGGUCGGUCAAGGAUGGGUGGUUGGAGAUUGGUCAGGAGAAGUAUGUCCGUGGUCUCCAGGGAAGGUUUGGUGAUCUGCUGAAGGAGACCCAUAGGGUGCAUACUCCAAUGUCACCCAAUGAUCUCUCUAAGAUCAGGAAUGGUACUUGGUCAACUGAGGAAGGUGUUGCAGCUGAUGUCAAGGUGUACCAGAGUCUCAUUGGCAGCUUGAUGUAUGCUGCUGUGACCACCCGUCCUGACAUGUCUUUCACUGUUAACACCCUUGCACAGUCCUGCGUGGCACCAAGACGCAUUCACAUGCGCGCUGCACUGAGAGCACUCAGCUUGCAGCUGCAUGAGAACCUGGAGCGCAUCGGCAUGCGAGUGAUUGCUGCGAAGGCCAAGGCUUCAUUCGCUGGAGGGGUUGUAUUUUGA